This is a messenger RNA of Diaporthe amygdali, 2841 nucleotides long. Its product is annotated as HET-domain-containing protein. The coding region runs from base 1 to 2841 and encodes 946 amino acids. The record is from RefSeq and is a predicted model, not a curated record. The transcript is spliced from 4 exons. NCBI's taxonomy places the organism in Eukaryota, Fungi, Ascomycota, Sordariomycetes, Diaporthales, Diaporthaceae.
AUGUCAGAAACUAAGCACAAGACCAAGUUCAGCCCCUCCCCCGACCUCUGCUUAAGCUGCACCCGUCUUCUCCUCUCCGAACUGAAAGACCCUGUACUCCUACACAACUCAAUCUUCUCGAUCCACCGCUCGUCUAGCACGUGCUCCUUAUGCUGCUUGAUAUGGCGCGGCCUAACGGGAUACUCGACUGUGAAGAAUGGUCCGCGAUCCACAUGCAACCUUUCAAAUCUCCUCACUACCGAGCCCGGUCAGUCAUUAGAAAUAUGGGGUCGUCGGAGCAUGGUCGACUACACCAGCUUCGCGACGAGCCUGGCGCACAUCCACCUGGGCGCCGAGGACUGGCCUAUAUCCUUUCUCGAGGUGAUGAUGUUGAAGACCAGCCUGUUCGGGCCUUCGGUGACGGGACUCGCCUUUCCGAGGGCUCCGUCCUCCGGGAAGCUGGAAAAUGCAGUGUGGGGACUCAACUGCGAUCUUGGUGUUGUUCGUGAAGCAGGAGGUUGCCCUUACAUUUGGGAGUAUAGACACGAGCUGCGCCGAACCAGCAGGAAUGAUUACUUCAAACAGUUCGGGGACAAAGAGAACCCUUUCUCGUGGCAAAAUACACCAGUAGAGCUGUUCAGCAGCACCAGACCCAGAGAUGUGUGGUGGGGAGAAGGUAUCGUGGGGCCGUACCAUCGUACGGUACUCGAGGUCUCCGCGGUCGACCACCGUCCAGGACAGGAUAAACUUAAACAAGAGGAUGCUCCCACUGUGUGUGGCUCUCCUGCCAGGCUUGAGCUCGCCCAACACUGGUUGAAAGAGUGCCUGACAUGGCACUGGGAGUGCCUAUACUGGCGCGAAAGCUUCUCCAUGCCGUCCCGCGUCAUCGAUGUCGGCCCAAAAGACGGAUCGCGGGAACCAUUUUUGUACAUGCCGCCCCCUUCACACCAAGACUACUACCUCUGCCUCAGCCACCGCUGGGGUGGCGCAAAGGUGCUGCAGACCGUCAUGGGCGACCCGCCGGGCACUCCAAACGGCAAGACAGGGACCUUCUCAGAGUUCCAGUCCGCCAUUCCCAUGGCCUCUAUGCCUAAGACGUUCCGAGAUGCGGUGCAGGUCACCCGGGCGCUCGGGUUCCGUUACAUCUGGAUCGACUCGCUUUGCAUCGUGCAGGACCGACCGUCAGACUGGGAGGCCGAAGCCAAGAAGAUGGGCAGCUAUUACCGCAACGCGCACCUGACACUGUUCGCAGGUUCGGCAGUGUCAGCAGAUAGCGGGCUGUUCUUCCCCAUUGCAAGCCCCGCGAGGCCGUCUCACAUUGGCUCCGUGAGUGUGGAGUUGCCAAACUGCCGCCACCACGGCGCUGAGCCACACACGUUUCCGCUAUUCGCGCGCGAGCCGCGGAUGAUGCGCAACCAGUACGGCGAUGGGCCAAAACCCAAAUGCGCUUUGGACGAGCGCGCCUGGGUGCUGCAGGAGGAGUUGCUGUCGGCGCGUGCACUUAUCUUUACUGAUGAGGGUUUGUCCUGGGAGUGUACGAGCCUGUCAGCGAGUGAGUGGCACCCUCACGGCUCGCAGUACCUGUACACGAGGGCGCUGUCCGCUAUGGAUCCUGACUCCUACGGUGGCGAGGUCUUUAGAACUCCGCAGCGGUCAUGUGCGCAGCAGUUCAAGGCGGGACUGGUGAUGGAUCGCGAGUACUUGGACUCAACGCCGGAUCCGCUCGUCCGCGCUCUUAGAUCGAGGUUGCCUGUCGCACUGGGCGAGUUGGUCAGCGAGCUUGCCGCUCUGAAGCACGCGAGAGUUCGGAUGCCGCCUCCCAGUAGCACUUCGAAAUCCAAAGAGAUGCAAAUGGUCAGGCACCAUACGACACAGCUAGCGAAACCCGAGCAGGAUCUUCAAAGCGACGAAGAGCAUCAUAAGCACACAGAUUCCACAUCACGGCCAUCGAGCCCGCAUCCAGCACAAGCAAGCGCUUUCCGAAAGGACAACAUUGUUGCCCUUCCCUUUUUCUGGCACCGGCUCGUCGCGAAUUACUCGGCACGCCAUCUGACGCGAGAAUCCGAUCGUCUGAUCGCCAUCCAGGGUCUUGUGUCUAUGCUCAGCGCGGUGCGAAAUGACCGGUACUACGCUGGCCUGUGGGGUCGCACGCUGCAGGAGGACAUGCUGUGGGUGGCUGCGGAUACCAAAAUUGACGUCGAUCAAAUGUGCGACUGCAUGCCGCAGAAGAUACAGCAGACGCAGGGUCUGAAGCCCCGACGGCGGUCAGGUAACUCGGAGACGAGACAAGUGAUUGCGCCGUCAUGGUCGUGGAUUAGCGCUGACCAGGGCGUCAUGUUUUUGAUGCUCAUGGACCAUUUCGAAGUGCAUGAGGAAUUCUUCCGGCCGCUACGAAUAGUCAUGGAUGACGAUACUGCUGUUUUCAAUGUCCGGGGGCGGCUGACGCUCGAGGGCGUGCUGAGACCGGUUGGGCUAGCGGUUGCAUUCGAUGAAUUUCACUCUUGGAGAGAGAUCGAGGGAUCGAUAUACGACCCGUCAGACCCGUCCAAGAAAAAAAUCGGCUUCUGGCAACCCGACCGCAGGACCAGUAUGACCGGCGCCAUGGUCUGUGUUCCUCUGGUGUUGAUGGGCCGGAUGAAGCUGGUCAUAAACUGCCUGGUGUUGGAGCCAACGGAGAACUGCCGUCUCCGGAACAAGGCUUCGAAGCUGCUCGAGUUCCGCCGCAUAGGCAUGGCCACGAUUAGGGCCGAGCACCGAGCAUUCCUCGGGCUCGGCAAAUCCCAGAAGAUAGGAGACAGCCGUCCAUGGGAUGAUCGAGUUAAGGAGUGGACUAGAAAGCCUGUGGUUAUUGACAUUGUCUGA